AUGUUCAGCAAGGGGCUUCUCGUCCUUGGCUUGGCGCUUCCUGCUUUCGCAGGUUCACUCGUACCACGUCAAAGUUCAUCUCUUGGAGAUUGCCCUGGAUACACCGCCAGCAAUGUUCAAGAUAAUGGCUCCAAAGUCACCGCCAAUCUUGCCCUUGCAGGCACGGCUUGCAACGUCUACGGUGAAGACUUGACUAAUCUGAGAUUGGAGGUCGAAUAUCAGACGGAGGACCGACUCCAUGUUAAGAUAUUCGACGCCGCUGAGCAAGUCUUCCAGAUCCAAGAGUCGAUCUGGCCUAGGCCGUCAAAUGAUGAUGGCGUCAAACCAGAGAACUCAGCUUUGGCGUUCUCCUGGACUGACAGCCCGUUCUCCUUUGCAAUUACUCGCAGAAAAACGAAUGAGAUGCUUUUUGACACUUCGGCUGCAAGCUUCGUCUUCGAGACGCAAUAUCUCCGUCUAAGGACCGGUCUGCCUGACUUGCCUAACUUGUAUGGUUUUGGUGAACACACUGAUCCAUUCCAUCUAAACACUACGAACUAUACCAGGACGCUCUGGAACCGAGAUGCUUACGGUACGCCAUCAGGAAGCAAUCUCUAUGGCUCCCACCCUGUCUACUUUGAUCAUAGAGGCGAAAACGGAACCCAUGGCGUCUUUCUAGCCAGCUCGGCCGGUAUGGAUAUCAAGAUCAAUGAUACUGAAGGCACUUAUCUUGAGUACAAUGCCAUUGGUGGCGUUGUUGAUCUUUAUUUUCUAGCUGGCCCCAGUCCGAAGGAGGUAGCUGUGCAGUAUUCUGCGCUUUCAGGUCUGCCGACCAUGAUGCCCUACUGGGGGUUUGGGUCACAUCAGUGCAAGUACGGCUAUCGUGAUGUUUGGCAAGUUGCCGAGGUCGUGGCGAAUUACUCUGCAGCCGAAAUUCCACUCGAAACCAUGUGGACAGAUAUUGAUUAUAUGGAGUUGCGUCGGCUAUUUACGCUAGAUCCCGAGCGCUACCCGCUCGACCUUGUACGCCAGCUCGUGGAUUAUCUCCAUGCACAUCAACAGCACUAUGUUGUCAUGGUGAACUCUGCCGUUUGGCGCGGUGACAAUGAUGUGUAUAAUGACGGUGCCAAACUCGAGGUAUGGCAGAAAAGAGCCAAUGGCUCCUUUUAUGAGGGUGCUGUGUGGCCUGGGCCAACCGUAUUUCCCGACUGGUUUCAUCCAAAUACCCAGAAGUAUUGGGACGACAAGUUCCUGAAGUUCUUCGAUCCUGAAACGGGCGUUGAUAUUGACGGACUGUGGAAUGACAUGAAUGAGCCGGCUAACUUCUGCCCGUACCCUUGCGCAAACCCCGAUGCUUACUCCGAGGAGUCCAAGAACCCACCAAAGCCGCCACCAGUCCGAAUCGAUGCAGACGGUCGCGAAAUCUCUGGCUUCCCGGUGGGCUUCCAACCAAAACCGAACUCCAACGCCACUAAAAGAUCCCUACACUCCCUUCAACACACCGCCCAGUCUGUCAAGAGCUUUGAUUUCAAGCGACAAGCCUCGAACAACUCUAAAGACCUGGCAGAGCACCUUGGUCUACCGGGUCGAGACCUUAUCAACCCUGCAUAUCAGAUCCACAACGACAUGGGCUCAAUCAGCAACCGAAGCAUGGACACUGACAUUCAAAAUCAUGAUGGCACAUUCCAUUAUGACACCCAUAACAUCUGGGGCUCCAUGAUGUCCAUCGCUUCGAGAAAGUCCAUGCUAGCUCGCCGCCCUGAAAGCCGCCCGCUGAUCAUCACACGAUCCACGUUUGUCGGUCUUGGACGCUACGUAGGCAAAUGGCUCGGAGACAACGUUAGUACGUGGGAGCAGUAUCGUUUCAGCAUCGCUGGCGUCCUCAACUUUGCCUCCGUCUUCCAGCUGCCUAUGGUAGGCCCCGAUAUUUGCGGGUUUGCGGGUAACACGACGGAAACUCUAUGCGCACGCUGGACCACCCUCGGUGCCUUCUACCCCUUCAUGCGUAACCACGCAGGUGACACAUCGAUCUCACAAGAAUACUAUCGUUGGAACCUGACGACAGCGGCGGCGCGUAAUGCCAUUGCGGUCCGAUACAGACUGCUCGACUAUUUCUACACUGCAUUCCAUCGCCAGACCACAACCGGCCUUCCCGCUCUAAACCCACUGUUCUACCACUACCCAGAGGACAAAAACACCUUCGCUAUCGAGCACCAGUUCUUCUAUGGCGACGACAUCCUUGUGUCCCCAGUGCUUGAGGAGAACAGCACGAGCGUCAGCAUCUACCUACCCAACGAGACAUUCUACGACUUCUGGACCUUGGAGACCGUCCAGGGCAAUGGGUCGUAUGUUGACCUCACCGACGUAGGCUUCGACACGAUUCCCCUGCAUAUCCGUGGUGGAUCUAUCCUGCCCCUACGCGCUGAGUCUGCCAAUACAACGACAGAGCUGAGAAAACAAAACUUUGUCCUUUGGGUCGCUCCAAAUUCGACCAACCAAGCACAUGGUACUUUGUACCUCGACGAUGGGGACAGUCUGGUGCAGAAGGCGACGAGUAACAUCGUCUUUACGUACGAUAACGGCGCUUUCAGCAUGUCUGGUGAUUUCGGCUACCAGACUGAUGUUGUGGUUCAGAAUAUUACUGUUUUGAGUACCGCGCAGACGGUGCAGGGUCCGAUCAGUUUGGCGGGAGAGUACAAGCACACCUUUAGCACGUCGAAAAAGAGCACUACCCCCCGUAAGUUUGAAGGCAAGGCAAAUCAAACAAAGGGAGGUAUGGGUAUGUGGGUCGCUGCUGUCUCUGGUGUAAUCUUGUCUCUUUUCUAG
Messenger RNA from Cucurbitaria berberidis CBS 394.84, 2805 nucleotides. RefSeq names its product glycoside hydrolase family 31 protein. Lineage: Eukaryota; Fungi; Ascomycota; Dothideomycetes; Pleosporales; Cucurbitariaceae. The coding region runs from base 1 to 2805 and encodes 934 amino acids. Gene Ontology annotation, biological process: carbohydrate metabolic process. The record is from RefSeq and is a predicted model, not a curated record. The transcript has 6 exons. Gene Ontology annotation, molecular function: hydrolase activity, hydrolyzing O-glycosyl compounds; carbohydrate binding.